Molecule: messenger RNA, 1146 nt
Organism: Vicia villosa (hairy vetch)
Lineage: Eukaryota; Viridiplantae; Streptophyta; Magnoliopsida; Fabales; Fabaceae
Exons: 1
Coding region: 1-1146 (381 amino acids)
Source: RefSeq, a predicted model, not a curated record
AUGGAUAAGUCUUGGAUUUCAAAGCUACAUACCACACCUGAAUAUGAAAUUGGAUUAGAUAUAUUCUUAGAUUUUGCUUUUAAAAAUGUGGCUGUUGAAGAUACAAUACGAUGUCCAUGUCCGAUGUGCAGGUUUUUGAAACCGCAAACUAGAAGUGUAGUUAGGGAUCACUUACUAUGCAAACCAAUUCCCAAGAACUAUGUCGUAUGGACCCUUCACGGCGAGAGAAAACUUCCAGAGUCUUCUAGAAAUGAAGACUUUGUGCAAGAUAAGUUUCAAUCGGAUAAUAUGAUGGAAACAAUGCUCAAUGAUGCAUUUGGUAACUAUAGGCAAGAUGCUGCUAAUUUAAAUGAAACAGAUCCGAUAGCUUUAGAAGAUAUACUAAAUGAAGGGACAAGAGUUGAUAGUGGUGAUUUUCGCGAGUUUCUCAAUGAUGGAAGCCAAAUAUUGCAAGAAGAAAGCAAUUACACAAAACUUGAAUUUAUAGUCAAAUUAUAUCAUAUAAAGGUCUUGUGUGGAUUAAGUGAUAAAGCAAUUACUAUGAUAUUAGAUUUGUUGAGAGACGCAUUUAAACAAGCAAAGUUGCCUCAUUCAUUUUACGAGGCAAAGAAAACCAUCAAUAAACUCGGUCUUAAUUAUACAAAGAUUAAUGCAUGUCCAAAUGAUUGUAUGUUGUUCUUGGGAGAUGACGAAAAAGAACUGCAAGCAUGCAAGCAUUGUGGAGCAUCUCGAUGGAAUCCUAAGAAAAAGAAGAAGCAGGCUGCAAAGGUGUUGCGUUACUUUCCACUAAAAACAAGAUUACAAAGAUUGUUCAUGUGUUCUAAGACUGCAGAGCAUAUGAGAUGGCAUGCUUUGGACAAUAACAAUGAUGGGCUAUUAAGACAUCCAAGGGAUGGUGAAGCAUGGAAGAACUUUAAUUUAAUUCAUCCUGAAUUUGCCUCAGAUCAUCGAAAUGUUCGCUUGGGACUUGCCAGUGACAGUUUUAACCCAUUUGGGACCAUGAAUUCUAAAUAUAGUGUUUGGCCAGUGUUCUUGAUUCCAUAUAACAUUCCUCCUUGGAUGUGGAUGAGACACACUUCAUUCAUCUUGUCAAUGAUCAUUCCUGGAAAAUCGAGUCCUGGAAAUAGUAUAGAUGUUUACUUAUAA